This is a messenger RNA of Peromyscus californicus insignis, 2201 nucleotides long. RefSeq names its product beta-1,4-galactosyltransferase 1 (gene B4galt1). The record is from RefSeq and is a predicted model, not a curated record. Gene Ontology annotation, molecular function: beta-N-acetylglucosaminylglycopeptide beta-1,4-galactosyltransferase activity; cytoskeletal protein binding. Gene Ontology annotation, biological process: carbohydrate metabolic process; protein N-linked glycosylation. Bases 228 to 1427 code for a protein of 399 amino acids. NCBI's taxonomy places the organism in Eukaryota, Metazoa, Chordata, Mammalia, Rodentia, Cricetidae. The transcript has 6 exons.
GGCCCCGCCCCGUGCCCAUCCGCGCCUGUGGCUCCCUGCUGAUCUCUCCUGAGUCCGGCGGCCCCGGGUGUCGGCUUUCCGCCGCGGGCGGCCGGCGCUGCGCUCCCUCGCCUCCCCCCCUCGGCCCCUCCCUCGAUCGCUGUGGUCGGGUAGCUCCUGGCGGGCGGCCUGCGGGCGGGCCGCCCUCUCAGCCGUCGCCCACCCCCUCUUAAAGCCGCGGCGGGAAGAUGAGGUUUCGGGAACCGCUCCUGGGCGGCAGCGCCGCGAUGCCGGGCGCGACCCUACAGCGGGCCUGCCUCCUGCUCGUGGCCGUCUGCGCGCUGCACCUCGGCGUCACCCUGGUCUAUUACCUCUCGGGCCGCGACCUGAGCCGCCUGCCCCAGCUAGUGGGAGUUUCCUCUCCACUUCAGGGCGGCACGAGCGGCGCCGCCGCCAGCAAGCAGCCCUCGGGAGAGCUCCGGCCUUGGGGCGCGCGACCGCCGCCUCCUUUAGGAGUCUCCUCGAAGCCUCGGCCGGGUCCCGACACCAGCCCCGGUGCGGCUUUUGACCCCGGCCUGAAGAGCAACUUGACUUCGGUCCCAGUGCCCCCUACCACCGCGCUGUUGUCGCUACCCGCUUGCCCGGAGGAGUCCCCGCUGCUCGUUGGCCCCAUGGCGAUUGAAUUUAAUAUUAUUGUGGAUCUGGAGCUUUUGGCAAAGAAGAACCCAGAGAUAAAGAUGGGCGGUCGUUACUCCCCCAAGGACUGUGUUUCUCCUCACAAGGUGGCCAUCAUUAUCCCAUUCCGCAACCGGCAGGAGCACCUCAAAUACUGGCUGUAUUAUUUGCACCCGGUCCUACAGCGCCAGCAACUGGACUAUGGCAUCUACGUCAUCAACCAGGCUGGAGACACCAUGUUCAAUCGAGCUAAGCUCCUCAACAUUGGCUUUCAAGAGGCCUUGAAGGACUAUGACUACAACUGCUUUGUGUUCAGUGAUGUGGACCUCAUUCCGAUGGACGACCAUAAUGCCUACAGGUGUUUUUCACAGCCACGGCACAUUUCUGUUGCAAUGGACAAGUUUGGGUUUAGCCUGCCGUACGUUCAGUAUUUCGGAGGUGUCUCUGCUCUCAGUAAACAACAGUUUCUUGCCAUCAAUGGAUUUCCUAAUAAUUAUUGGGGCUGGGGAGGAGAAGACGAUGACAUUUUUAACAGAAUAGUCCAUAAAGGCAUGUCUGUAUCACGCCCAAACGCUGUAGUUGGAAGGUGUCGCAUGAUACGACACUCAAGAGACAAGAAAAAUGAGCCCAAUCCUCAGAGGUUUGACCGGAUUGCGCACACAAAGGAAACUAUGCGCUUUGAUGGUUUGAACUCACUUGCCUACAAGGUGUUGACAGUACAAAGAGACCCAUUAUAUACCAUAAUCACAGUGGACAUCGGGACACCAAGAUAGCAUUUUGGAACAAAUAAGAGACCUGAAAAUGGCCAGGGACCUCCGAUGUGUGUCUCUGCCAGUCGACUGGGCUGGUCCCUCUCAUUUGUACAGUCUGAAUGGUAGUUUUCCUUGCUAUCAUUCAGACACCUUUCCAGAUGUCCAAGGUGAAUGUAACAUUUGCCCCCAGCCUGGCUCGGCACUGGAUGAAAUUCUACAAGGUGUUUAUCAGUGUAAAAAUGGUCAGCCUUUGGAGGCUUCUUGGACAUGUCCAUCGUGUCGUCUCCAAAGAGGCAGAACUGUACACAGAUCAAAACCUAGUGACUGUGAGUCACAUUCCCACUGCUGAGACUGCUAGAUUAUGAAAUGGGUAAGAACUUUGCUUUAAUCAGUGAUGUCUAUACUUCAUGACAAAUUGGAGACUGCUGCUGGAUUCAGAUUGAUGUGAUAAUCUUGAAUUUUUAAUAUAAAAAAAUCAAAAUUUCAAUCAGUCUCAUGUUCUGUCCCUGUCUUCUGUCCUCUCAGUGUAUGCAACUAUUACAAUCACUGUGUGUGUGUGCUUUCUUAGCAAAAGAAUUUUAAAACUUGAGCCUGGAGCUUGGUACUCUGUUAGUGUGUGGAUUCCAAGGCUUGCACUCAGAGCAGGAGCUUGGGUACUCUCACUCACAUGACCUGUCUCCAGAUCCCUGUCUGAUUUCUGAAUGUAAAGUUUUGUUUUGGGGGGGUUGUUUAUUUGUUUGUUUUUUAAGAAGCAGUUUGUAGUGUUUUAAAGAAUAAAUCGAGUGCUUCUAAUUA